This is a messenger RNA of Schistosoma turkestanicum, 372 nucleotides long. The record is from the annotation of a GenBank genome assembly. Lineage: Eukaryota; Metazoa; Platyhelminthes; Trematoda; Strigeidida; Schistosomatidae.
AUGAGUCUAACUAAAUCACCAAUCAAAAAUAUUGAUGAACUUUUGGAGGAAGUUAAAAAAAAUGAAGGAAGAAGAAUAUUUAUCCUCUUCUGUGGUACACCUUUACCAGAUGGGACUAACUGGUGUCCUGAUUGUGUUAAAGGUGAACCAAUAGUAAAAGAAGCUCUUAAAAAAUUGCCAGAAAAUGCAGUUUUUCUAAAAGUAGAAGUUGGAGACCGAGCUACUUGGCGUGAUCCAAACAACGUGUUUAGAACUCAUCCAAAAUGUCGAAUAACUAGCAUUCCUUCACUGAUCGAGUUUAACACUAUGAAAAGAUUGUCAGACAGAGAAAUUAUACAACCCGGUCUUGUCGAGCUGAUGUUCGAAGAUUAG